GUUCAAUUCACAGUCGAGGCUCGCAGGCCGUGUAGGUGCAGGCGAUAGGCCGAUAGGCGAUUACUCAGCGCACAGUCAUGCAGACUAGUCGCGCCAUCCCGUGCUGAUCCGACACGGCCGCCGCACAACAGCUGAGUCGCUUGGCGACCGCUGACUUGUUUAAUCGGUACGAUACGGACACGUCUCUUCGUUCAAUUUAAAAAUAAUAAGCAACUACAAAACAGUAAAUCGGAACCCAAAUUGAAAAAAAAACAAUUAAAAAGUCUGUGACACAGAUUCAGGACGCGCGCUCCAAUUUCGAAUUCUCCGCGGGAGUUCAAACGGUUGACGUUCAAACUUCAAACGGUCAUGUUUUUGUGUCAAAUUUUGUGAAUGUUGUGUAUUUGAGAAUUUUAAGUAUUUUACAAAAAAUCGCACUUUACUGAGUUUCUGAUGACGUUUUCAAUAUUUUUGUAAGAGAGGACAAAGUUGUUUUUGUUCAACCGUAAAUAAAUUGGUCUUCCAUAGCUUUUCUCUGAACAGUGAAAAAUUCUCAGAAAUGGAGAAGAGUAGUGGUUCCAGACUUCUGCAAAUGCAGGCAAGGUUUCAACAGAAACAGAUGCAAGAGCGCGAGUUAAAGAUCGCCUCCCUGUACGAAGCCCAGCAGGCGCGCGCAUUGGACCGCGUACGGCAUUCGCCGAGCAGCACCGCCACAUCGCCGCCGCAGCAGACUAUAUCUACGGCUCCGUUACCACAUCACCCUGGCAAGGUGAGGCAAAUGUUCGAGGAGCGACGCACUAAAGCUGGCAUCGACAAAAGCUACCCCUUACAACCUAUCCAAAACACGGAGCGGGCCAGGAAACCGCUACCGAAUGGCUACACUAAAGUCACCGCCAGCGCCGCUUCCAAGGUUACAGAGAAGAGGUCUGUCAGGACACAGAAUACGCAUGUGAACUCGCACACAGUCAAAAAACAGCACCAUAAAAUAGAAAAUUUAGUCAACGGAUCCGGAGAUCUCAAUCAUAACCACGAUCCGGAUUUGAACAAUUCAAAUAAAAAUCACAAAGAACUGCCAAAAAGCAACGGCGAAGUGAUAUCUCGCAUCGACGAGCUCGACCGAGCGGACAACAAUUACUUGCUGGAGAACGAGACCUUCCCCGUUGCGCUGGAGCCCGCGCCCACGCCUCGGUCACCGGAGCCCGAGCCCAAGAAGCCGCCCAGAAGAGCUCCCGCACCACGAACUAGUCCUACUCGUGCGAAACCUCAGACCACACCUGCCGCGCCACCCAGAAGAACUACUAGUGACAAUUCCGUCCCGGACAGCAGUAAAGCCCGUGGGGCGAUGCAGCGAACUGCGAACGCGGUACCUAAGCGACUGGCAUCGAGUCCUACGGGCGUGAAGAGUCGUUCUAGCGCGUUGUCCUCAAGCUCACCGGGAUCCGGCGCCGUGUCCGGCGGGUCCGGCGGGUCCGGCACGCCGUGCACCGUGUGCGGGCGCCGAUUCGCGCCGGACCGGCUCCCCAAGCACCAGGAGAUCUGCAAGAAGGCGCACGCCAAGAAACGGAAGCCCUUCGACGCUCUGAAACAUCGGCUGGCAGGUACGGAAGCGGAACCGUUCAUCAACAAACUGCGCAAGACGGGCGCCAACCCUUCAAGCAACAAGGUGGCGAGCACGAAGCCAGUCGGCAACAACAACUGGCGGCAGAAGCACGAGGAGUUCAUACAAGCGAUACGCGCCGCCAAGCAGGUGCAGGCGCAUCUCAACGCGGGCGGCAAGUUGAGCGAUCUACCGCCACCGCCUCCAUCGGAGAACCCUGACUACGUGCAGUGUCCGCACUGCAGCCGCCGCUUCAACCAAUCAGCGGCCGAACGGCACAUCCCCAAGUGCUCCAGCUACCAGUUCAACAAGCCCAAACCCAACGCUAGGAAGCGGUAACCAAACACCAAGCGAUCUCACUUGUCGCCCCUUUAUGUCAACUCAAUAAUUGCCACUGGCAACAUUUUAAUAAUCACUACUGGCGAUACUGUUAUAAUCCCCCUGGCAACAUUAUAAUCUUUACCGCUUAACACAGAUUAUACUGUUCUUAUUACCGCUGGCAAUUUUGUAAUAACCACUACUGGCGAUUCUGUAAUAGUUUUCCCUGGCAAAACUUUAAUCUUAACCGGAUAACAAAUUCUACUGUUCUCGAUUGACAAAUUGAUAGUUGAUAUUACAAACAUUUUAAAAAUUUCUUUAAGCAAGUGAUCUUUGGCUGUUAGCGUUACUAAUUUAGUCGUUAUAAUUAUAUAUUAAGUUCCGAUGUUCUCAGAGUAACC
Chilo suppressalis (striped riceborer) is the source of this 2295-nucleotide messenger RNA. Lineage: Eukaryota; Metazoa; Arthropoda; Insecta; Lepidoptera; Crambidae. The record is from the annotation of a GenBank genome assembly.